AUGGCGCGGUUGCGGCAGUGGGUGCUGGCCAACUUCGCCUCGUCGUGGUUCCUCCUGGCGCCGCUGCUGGCGGCGUACGCGCCGCGGCGGCUGUUCCUGACCUACUUCAACGUCUUCCUCCGGCGCCACGCGCGGCGGGACGCCAGCGAGCUCCGCGACGAGGGAGCCGAGGAGGGCGACGGCCUCGUCAUCAGCAUGCGCGACGGCCAGGACGUGUCCGACGAGUUCCAGGGCGCCACGUUCAUGUGGUCGUCCGUGACGGACGAGGCGUCUGGGGAGGGGCAGCAGAACAGCAGCCGCCGGCGCGAGGUCCAGCGCCUCACGUUCCACAAACGCCACCGACGGCUCGUGAUCGACGAGUACCUGCCGCACAUCUGCCGGAGAGGCCGCGAGGUCCUCUUCGGCAACCGCCGCCGCAGGCUGUACAGCAACAACAGGAUCUCGCAGUUCUCGUGCUACGACGACGACAACGCGUGGAGCUUCGUCAACUUCGACCACCCGACGACGUUCGAGACGCUGGCCAUGGACCCGGCCAAGAAGAAGAAGAUCAUGGAUGACCUCGACGCGUUCCGGAACAACAGGGACUUCUACCGGGGCACCGGCAAGCCAUGGAAACGGGGGUACCUGCUCUACGGACCGCCGGGCACGGGCAAGUCCACCAUGAUCGCGGCCAUCGCCAACCACCUCAACUACGACAUCUGCAACGUGGAGCUCACCAUCGUGAACAACAACGACGACCUCCGCAAGCUCCUCAUCCAGACAGCCAGCAUGUCCGUCAUCGUCAUCGAGGACAUCGACUGCUCCCUGGACCUGACGGGCGACCGGAGGUCCAAGAAGAAGAAUCGAUCGUACCGCAGGAACGAGGAUGACAGCAAGGUGACGCUAUCCGGCCUGCUCAACUUCAUCGACGGGCUGUGGUCGGCUUGCGGCGGCGAGCGGAUCGUCGUUUUCACGACCAACCACGUGGACAGGCUCGACCCGGCGCUCAUCCGGCGGGGCCGGAUGGACAUGCACAUCGAGAUGUCCUACUGCGGCUUCGAGGCGUUCAGGACCCUGGCCAAGAACUACCUCGGCAUCGACGCGCACCCGCUGUUCGGCGCCGUCGAGGAGCUGUUGAAGGAGGUGGACAUCACGCCGGCCGACGUCGCCGAGUGCCUCAUGACAACCAAGAACGCCGGCUCCGAGGAGGAUGCCAGUCUUGAGUACCUGAUCGAGGAGCUCAAGAGGAAAAAGGAAGAGGCCAAGGCUUCGGCGGAGGCAAACUCGGCCAAAACGGACAAUGAUCAAGCCGUGCAAGAAGAUGAUGAGCAAAAGUCAGAAGAUUCAGGAGAAGAGGAUGAAGAUUCGGAGUCCUCGGAAGAAUCUGAUGACACCCCGGGAGGGGAUCAAGCAUUCAAGCCACACACAACCAUGACUGGUGCGAGAUAG
This is a messenger RNA of Miscanthus lutarioriparius, 1428 nucleotides long. The record is from the annotation of a GenBank genome assembly. Lineage: Eukaryota; Viridiplantae; Streptophyta; Magnoliopsida; Poales; Poaceae.